Messenger RNA from Salvia splendens (bonfire salvia), 643 nucleotides. Its product is annotated as heavy metal-associated isoprenylated plant protein 24-like. Gene Ontology annotation, molecular function: metal ion binding. Bases 109 to 561 code for a protein of 150 amino acids. The record is from RefSeq and is a predicted model, not a curated record. Lineage: Eukaryota; Viridiplantae; Streptophyta; Magnoliopsida; Lamiales; Lamiaceae. The transcript is spliced from 2 exons.
UCAGUGUUUCAUUCAAAACAAUUUUGAAUACCCCUUUUAAAUUUCUCUCCUCAAACUAUCAAUUAAACAAAGUGAAAGAGUUGAGUUUGUAAUUAGAGAAAAAGAAAAAUGGGAGUUGAAGGAACAUUUGAUUACAUAGCUGAUUUGAUCAGCAGCACAAAGAGGAAGAAGAGAAAGCAGCUCAACACCGUUGAUCUCAAAGUUAGAAUGGAUUGUGAAGGCUGCGGAGAGAGAAUCAAGAAUGUCCUCUCCGGCAUGAAAGCAGGAGCAAAGUCAGUGACGGUGGACUGGAAACAACAGAAGGCAACAGUGUACGGAUUUGUGGAUGCUAAAAAGGUGUUGAAGAAGGCGAAGUCGACCGGGAAGAAGUCGGAGCCGUGGCCGUAUGUUCCGUACGGCCUCAUUGCACAUCCUUAUGCUAGUGGCGUCUAUGACAAGAAGGCACCGGCCAAUCACGUGCGCGGUACUGACGAGCCUGGCGUCGGCACCUUCAACCCGGUCGAGGAGAAGUACGCUCUCAUGUUUAGCGACGACAACCCCCAUGCUUGCGCGGUCAUGUAGGGUGUUUGUUCGGAUAGCAAAAUGUACGUGUUUGAAUCCGAAUCUUUAUAUAUCCCUAAAAUUAUUAGGGUCGAUUAUAAUA